AUGAUUGGAGAAGUGUUGUCGUUGGUGGAGCUAGGGGUCUCGACGGAGUCACCGGAGAUCAACUUAGUACCACUUGGGGUAAGAGUCUUCACCGGAGAUCAGAAGAUGUCGGGUUACUCAUCUUGGUUUGAGUUAAAGAAGAAAAGCGAUUUGAGUUUCGCGAAGAUGGUGAGUUGGGCGGUUUGUGCUUCUUCUUCUUCAUGGAUGGCGGCGGUUCAGAGUACGAUUCAAGGAAUUUGCGCUGACGAAGGAGCUUUCGUCGGGUUGCAGCUAGAUUCGACAGAAUUUCGCACUAAAAUUCGCCCGUUGACUUUUCUAGGGCUGUUAAGGGCUUCCUUUUACCAGUUGCAAGGAGAAUCUAGUAGGACGGGUCAAAAGGAUUUGGUUCUAUCAGGAAACGAGAACAUUAAGGAGACAUUGCCUGUUACUGAUAACACAUCUCAGUCAUCUUCGGAUGUGGAGCUUGAAGAAGACUCUUCCGACAUUUUAUUUCAAAGAGAUGUUAAGGGAAGCUUGGUUCUCUCACGCAGUAGUAAGCUCGGGUAUGUUUCGACUCUCCCAAAAGCUCAAACUGAUGAAGAAAUUCAUUAA
This is a messenger RNA of Arabis nemorensis, 591 nucleotides long. NCBI's taxonomy places the organism in Eukaryota, Viridiplantae, Streptophyta, Magnoliopsida, Brassicales, Brassicaceae. The record is from the annotation of a GenBank genome assembly.